UAUUUGCCUUCAUGGUAUCAGAUUAGGGUUUUCUUGAUCCUCUCCUAUGGCGCCGUCAGAGCCCUCCGCCGCUGAUCUCGCGGCCGCUGCCGCCGAGGCCACCGCCAAGGCCGCUCUCUGGGCGCUCGCGGCCGCACUCCCCAGCAUCCGUGCCGUCGUGCCGGUCACCCUCGAGCUUUCAACCUCCAACUACCUCCAAUGGCGCGGCAUGUUCUCCGACGCUGUUGAGAAGUACGCCCUCGAGGAUCAUCUCCUCGAGGAUGCCUACCCCACGGACCCCCCGCCACAGUGGGUCCGCAACGACGCCAUCGUCCGGUCAUGGCUCAACAGCGCCGUCGCGCCCGAGCUUCUCGCCAUGAUCGUUGACACCACGACGCCACUGCCUGCACACGCCUUGUGGACGCGCCUCUCCAACAUCUACCACGACAACGCGGACACCCGCUCCUCCUACCUCGAGCAAGAGUUCCACGGUCUCCAACAGGGCUCCCUGACCGUGGCUGAUUACUGUCGCAAGCAGAAGGUUCUCGCCGACGAGCUCAAUGCGCUGGGCACGACCAUCACUGACAAACGCCUAGUCCAGAACACGCUUCGCGGUCUUGGACCUCGGCUUGCGUACAUGCGCACGUUGCUCCUGAAACAGCGUCCCCUUCCGCCGUUUCUCGACGUCCGCUCAUCUCUACUACUCGAGGAGCUCACGUUGCAGCAGCAGUCCGAGUCAUCCUCGACCCUGUCUGUCUUCGUCGCGCGCGGAGCCCCCACACCUCCACCACCGCGUGGCCCUGCCGAAAAUACGGGACCUCCGCGGCGCCCGGAAGUCUGCCGCAACUUCCAGCGCUUUGGAACCUGUCGCUUUGGCGCACGGUGCCGUUACGUCCACUCAGCGUCUCCCCAACAACGCGGUGGCACCCCCAACACAUCCGGGAAGGGACCGCAGGCUCCCUGGCCGUCGAUGCAGAACCCUUGGGCUGGGUCAAUCCAGAUGUGGCCAGGACCACCGCCACGGCCACCUCCUCUUGGCCUGCCUCAGGCUCAUCAUGCUAUGCUAUCGGCGCCACCUCCAUGGCCCUAUAGCUCUACAUCACCGAUGCCAUGGCCACCGGGAGCAGCUAUACCAUGGACGCCAGGAGCGACGCCAUCCGCCCCGCCACCUGCACCCACAUACAAUCCAACCGCACCACCGCCAUCCUUCGACCAAGCCCAACUCAUGCAGGCUUUCAACACCAUGUCCCUGACACCACCAUCCUCGAAUGAGUGGUUCAUGGACUCAGGCGCCUCCGCUCACAUGACCGGCAAUCAGGGACUUCCGCACCAAGAACGAGAUCGUCAGGUGCAAUAGUUCCGGUGACCUCUACCCCCUCUGGUUGCCGGCCUCCACUGCGCACGCACUCUCCACCACCACAUCAUCAGCAACCUUGUGGCAUCGUCGUCUAGGACAUCUUAGUAGUCAAGCUUUGUCGCACCUAGCAAGUGCUUUUUCUUUUCCUUGUAAUAAAAAUGCUACUGAUAAUCAGUUAUGUCAUGCUUGUCAAUUAGGAAAACAUGUACGUCUACCUUUUGAUUCAUCAUCUACUCACACUACUCGACCUUUUCAACUAAUCCAUUGCGAUUUGUGGACUUCCCCUCUUCCUAGUGUAUCCGGUUACAAAUACUACCUAGUUGUGUUAGAUGAUUUCACUCAUUACCUUUGGACUUUUCCCUUACGCAUGAAAUCUGAAACUUUCCCAACACUCAAAAACUUCUUCGCCUAUGUAUCCACUCAGUUUCAUACAACAGUCCAAUCCCUACAGUGUGACAAUGGUCGUGAAUUUGACAAUACUGCUGCCCGCACAUUUCUCAUGUCCCUUGGUGCCACUCUACGCAUAUCUUGCCCAUACACAUCCCCCCAAAACGGUAAAGCCGAGCGUGUCAUUCGCUCUACAAACAACAUGGUUAGAUCACUUCUUU
Molecule: messenger RNA, 1944 nt
Organism: Lolium perenne
Lineage: Eukaryota; Viridiplantae; Streptophyta; Magnoliopsida; Poales; Poaceae
Molecular function (GO): metal ion binding
Source: RefSeq, a predicted model, not a curated record